Molecule: messenger RNA, 1641 nt
Organism: Lingula anatina
Lineage: Eukaryota; Metazoa; Brachiopoda; Lingulata; Lingulida; Lingulidae
Product: protein FAM221A
Source: RefSeq, a predicted model, not a curated record
AUGAGAACAAAGAGACUACCGAGCAAACAUGUAGAUUCUUUGAGAAAAAAAUGACUGAACUAGACUUGAAUUUAAAUAUCAUGUAGUUAUGAAUUACGAUUGACAAGUUUAUGAUCUUUUAUGUCUGAAGAUUGGUUUCAUCAAGGUCAAGGCUGUUCAUCUCCCAGGAAGCUCAUUUAAAAUAAAAACAUUCCCUGCUUGAUAUUGGCAGAAACAUGGCAGAGAGGCAGUAUCACCUUAAAUUCGGCGGAAACGCUGCAGCGUCCGUUGACGCUUAUUUGGAGUACAAGAGGAUAGUAGGGGAUGAUGAUGGGGGCAAAUUGUUCACACCUGAAGAAUAUGAAGAAUACAAGAAGAGAGUUCUGCCUCAACGUCUUGAGAACAGAGUCUACACAGCGUGGACAGCACCAAGUGGCAUGGACUGCAAGCUGAUUGGUCCAGAAACACCCUGCUUCUGCACACACAGGUACAGGCAGCACAAGACAGAUUUCCAGACAAUUCCUGCUGAGCGUCCUAUUCUCCUGCCCUGUAAAGUGAAGGGCUGCAAGUGCUCGUCAUAUCACUACGUGCCUCUCAACGGCACUCAGCCCAUACGCUGCAGCUGUAAACAUUUCGCUGAUGACCAUUCUGAAGUGGGAGCAUAUAAGUGUAGAAAAGAUGGCUGUAAGUGUCCAGGGUUUAAAAGCUCCUUUACAUGUGGCUGUGGGGAGCCCACGUAUGUCCACCAUAUGGUCACUGAGACCAAGGAGGAGAGACUGGCCAGGGGUCACCCCGUGGGGGAGGACGUACCCUAUCAGGCCAUGGGGGGCCUCACAGGGUUCUCCUCUCUCAUGGAUGGCUACAUGAGGCUGGACCCCAGUGGCGCAGGUGCCCCUCCCAUUGAGUUCUUGGACCAGCCCAUCACAUCAGCUGACCACCCAUUCCUGAAGGCUAAUGUCCAGUCCAUCAGGGCACACCAGCUGGCCAGGGGGCCCGUAAGGAAAGCGAUACAAGGUGGCAGUGCUGAAGUUGACCAUGACCUUGCUGAGAGGAUGUCUGCCAUGCGAAGGCCUGGGGAAUCGGAUAUGGACUAUUUUGAGAGGAGAUAUCAAGAGAGGCAAAAAGCAGAACGCAUGAAGUCCCGAGGUGCAAUAGCAGCACCCGGCAGCUCAAAGCUACAGACUGGCGUACGGAAAAGUGCAACAGGAUCCAGCAAAGGAAGAGCAGCAUCAGGAGCUAAGUGAGCUCCUCGCAGAUACAGCCAUAAAUAUGCCGUCCACGACUUGAAAGAGAAAAGAUCUGUUCAUAUUUCAGUUCCUCCGGUACUUAGUGUGAUAAUUGGUCUAAGUCUAUUAAGACAUGAAAAACUGGCUUGAUUACUAAUGAGCGAGAGUAACCAUGGCAGAGGGAAAACAUUUACAGUGAUAAUUAGAUGUUAAAAAGUACUAUAUAUUUGUAAAAGAUGGCCAUUAAUUGUGACGUAGUCUCUGAAAGCAGUCUACAUUUAUCCCAUUCCGUCCAGUCCAUAUCUGUGAUUUAGUUCCACAUUGAAUAAACUGUGGAGAAUUUUUUUAUGAAAUUUUUCUUUUUAUGAAACAUUCUGUGGAGCUGGUUAAACAUGCUUUGUUUGCUGUAAUAAACUUGCUCAAUUUGUGUUGUGUA